AUGUUCCGCCGUCUGUCUCAAGUAGCCCACCACCUGUCACCAGCCCCCUCCUUGUACCGACCGUCGGCAUUAAAGAUGGUGGCUUCUGCGGGAGAGCGCCAGGCGCGCACAAUUCGCACGGCAGCAUGUCUGAUUAUUGGUGACGAAGUCCUCGGCGGAAAGACCGUUGAUACCAACUCCGCCUACUUUGCGAAGUGGUGUUUUAAGCUAGGGAUUAAUCUGAAACGGGUCGAGGUGAUUGAAGAUGAUGAGAGCGAGAUCAUUGAGGCAGCUCGCAGGAUGAGUGAGCGAUACGACUUUGUGGUGACCAGUGGAGGAAUUGGACCAACGCACGAUGACAUCACCUACCAGUCCAUCGCCAAGGCAUUCGGCCUCCCGCUGAAGUUACACGCUGAAGCGUUCGAUAAGAUGAGACGGAUGUCUAAAGCCCACCCCUCGCAACCUAAUUUUGACUGGGACGUCGACUCACCUGCCUUGAAGGCUAAGUUGCGUAUGGUAGAGCUGCCAACAGACGACACCCGGGAUCUCAAACAACAGGUGAUCUUCUCCGAUGAAGAAGCCUGGGUUCCUGUCGCUGUUGUGAAUGGUAACAUUCACAUUCUACCGGGAGUACCACGCAUAUUUGAGAAACUCCUCGAUGGGUUGAGUCCUAUUGUGCUCCCGAGAUUGGCAAACCCAGAGGGCAAGGGAACGACCCGGAUUCUCAUAUCAACGCCAAUGUCAGAGAGUGCUGUUGCGCCAUUCCUGACGCAGCUCGCGGAAAGAGUCGAACCUCAAGGAAUCAAAGUAGGCAGUUAUCCUCGCUGGGGCAAGACGCGCAACACAGUGACGCUGGUCGGAAAGGACGAGGCGCUGCUGGAGAGCCUCGUUCCCGAGGUCGAGGCGGGCGUGAAGGGGCGACGAGUAAAGACGGAAGGGGAGGAUGAUUCUGAAGCCGAAGAAGUGAAAUAG
This is a messenger RNA of Clonostachys solani, 951 nucleotides long. Lineage: Eukaryota; Fungi; Ascomycota; Sordariomycetes; Hypocreales; Bionectriaceae. The record is from the annotation of a GenBank genome assembly.